Oncorhynchus tshawytscha (Chinook salmon) is the source of this 1295-nucleotide messenger RNA. Its product is annotated as gastrula zinc finger protein XlCGF49.1-like. Gene Ontology annotation, biological process: regulation of transcription by RNA polymerase II. The coding region runs from base 42 to 689 and encodes 215 amino acids. The transcript has 3 exons. Lineage: Eukaryota; Metazoa; Chordata; Actinopteri; Salmoniformes; Salmonidae. Gene Ontology annotation, molecular function: DNA-binding transcription factor activity; RNA polymerase II cis-regulatory region sequence-specific DNA binding. The record is from RefSeq and is a predicted model, not a curated record.
CUGACGAGGCAGAGAAGAGUCUCUCCAGUUCAGAACACCAGAUGGACAACGCUAGCCCUUCCUCCCUCCCGGAGUCCCUGUAUCGUACCUCUCCCGGUAGCACCUUACUGCUGGGUAUGAAGAGGUUGUCUGUGCUGCUGGUGGACUGCAGGAAAACAACGGGGCUGAGUGGAACUGUGAGAGGAGGAGAAGAGAAGAAAGGAUCAGAUUUGACACAUCAAAGAGGAAAACCAAACUUGGAGAAACCAGAAACGUCCAAACCAGCAAGACAACACCUCUGCUCCCACUGUGGAAAGAGUUUUAACCAGUUCGUUAGCAUGAGAAGACAUGAGAGAAUACACACAGGGGAGAAGCCACACCAUUGCACACAGUGUGGAAAGAGUUUUAACCAGUUAGGAAACAUGAAAUCUCACGAACGAAUACACACAGGGGAGAAGCCUUUCCAUUGCUCCCAGUGUGGAAAGAGUUUUGGAGAGUCAGGAAACCUGAAUGCUCACGAGCGAAUGCACACAGGGGAGAAGCCUUACCACUGCUCCCACUGCGGAAAGCGUUUUAACCAUUCAGGAAAGCUGAAAGAACACAUGAGACUGCACACAGAGGAGAACCCUUACAAAUGCUCAGACUGUGGGAAGACAUAUUACUCAUCAUGGUCACUUAAACGUCAUGUGAGAAUCCACACGGGAGAAUAAUUACUUCUCUUAGUGGGUAGGUUUUUCACAUCACGUUGACUUAAAAUUCAUCAGAGAACAUACACAGUGGUCCCGUUGUCUUAUAUUGUUGACUGAGAAUGUGUUUACCUGUUUAUACCAUAUGAAAUUAAAUGGUACAGGGUAUACUCAAACGUAAAUUUGUGUGUUUUUAUUAGAAAACAUGAAUUGAGUAUGUAAGUUUGAAUAUAGAGUAAUAUAUUAUUUUUUAAACUCUGACUAUGUGUGUGUUUAUCUGUGUGUGUCAUUCCUCCAGCACUACAGAUAAUCAAGUGAUAUUUGGAUGUGAUGCAUUUGUUCCAUUGUUGACAUUUGCAUUGUAGCCCACUGAUGAUUUAAUGACAUGAAAAUGUUCAGACUCUGUAAUGGAAAAACUGUCCUAUUAUAAUCUCCUGUUCUUGGGAGUUUCAUCCUGUGUUGCAAACCAAUUUGCACCUGCGUCCUUGUAUGAAUAAAGUCCCGCCCAGGAACAGGAAACUAUAAAGAUAUGUGCUAAUCACCCAAUGCUUCAGGAAAUCAGACUGUCUACACUGCACUGUGUAACUCUGUUAUUCUCUCUGAGCUCAGAAAUAAAGAAUCUUGGUUUGA